Onychostoma macrolepis is the source of this 2132-nucleotide messenger RNA. Its product is annotated as probable G-protein coupled receptor 34. The transcript has 2 exons. Gene Ontology annotation, biological process: G protein-coupled receptor signaling pathway. NCBI's taxonomy places the organism in Eukaryota, Metazoa, Chordata, Actinopteri, Cypriniformes, Cyprinidae. Bases 168 to 1274 code for a protein of 368 amino acids. Gene Ontology annotation, molecular function: G protein-coupled purinergic nucleotide receptor activity. Gene Ontology annotation, cellular component: membrane. The record is from RefSeq and is a predicted model, not a curated record.
UUUGAGGUAUGCAAGAGUUUAGAGGAACUAAAAAAGGAAGCGCUUAAAAAAGGAAGCUUGCAAAGACAGAUCUGAAUUGUGAUUAGACAGAGACAUUCAAAAGGAAACACAACAGAGAAGUUCUCUGAUGGACAGAAUACACAAGGUCUGAUAUAUAUAUACAUGCAAUGACAAAAAACAAUCCUCAAUUUUUCUCCAUCGUAUCGCCAACCACCAUGUCGAAAAUUCCCCAUUCAAACUGCCAGACGGACAACGCCAGCUUGCAGGUCCCGCUGGCUAUUUUCUAUGCACUCUUCUUCCUGUUCGGGUUGUCUGGGAACCUGCUGGCUCUCUGGGUGUUUCUGCGAGUACAUCCGAAGAAAAACUCGGUUCGCAUUUUCCUCAUUAACUUGGCUCUGGCUGACUUACUCCUCGUGAUCUGCCUGCCUUUCCGAGUGGUGUACCAUUUCAACAAUGACCGGUGGGUGCUGCCGCCAUUAAUGUGCAGGAUGGUGGGCAUUAUCUUUUACACGAACAUGUACAUUAGUAUAGUCUUACUGGGCCUCAUUAGUGUGGAUCGAUAUCUGAAGUUCCAGAGGUCGUCCUGUAGGCGGGUGUUCCUGUAUAGCCGAUGGAGCGUGCUUCUCUGCGGUGUCAUCUGGGCUGUGGCAUUUGUUUGUGGCAUUUGCCACAUUAUCCUGAAUGCAGAACAUGGUGAAUCCCAAAAGUGUUUCCAAUACAAAACACUGCAUGAAUCCAAAUGGAAAGCCUAUUUCAACUUUGCCAUCGUGGUUAUGUUUUGGCUGGUCUAUGGUGCGUUGGUAAUCUCCUAUGGAAGGAUCGGAAUGAACCUCCUAACAACCUCCAAAAAGAAACCGGAUUUCCCAAAUGCUGCCAAGUACAACAAAACAGCAUGGAAGUCCUUCUUUGUGCUUUUCCUCUUCACAAUAUGUUUUGUGCCCUACCACUCUGUAAGGAUUUUCUAUAUCAUGUCACAGAUAGCAAAAGACACCUCUUGCGAACAGAUAAGUGCGUUGGAUAAAACCAAUGAAGCAGUUCUGCUACUGUCUGCCUUUAAUAGCUGUCUGGAUCCAGUCAUGUACUUUUUGUUCUGUAGUUCUAUUCGUAAAGUGAUGCUGAAGAUCAUCUGUAAUAGCUUCUGUCAGCAAAAUACCACAGGAUUGAUCAGUUCUAUUGACACUCCACAGGAGCUCCCAAAUAUCAGUGCAGUUGUGCCUGUGACAAAUGCUCAGGAAGACAAACUAUCAAAAACAACAGAUAAAGAGGUGCUAUAAAUGUUUUUAAAACAUAUAAACCAUGUCCAAAUGUACAGCAAUUUUUUUUAUUAUGCAAGUAAAGAAUGUGAAUAUUUACAUGUGCACAGCAAAGUUAAAGGAAAUCUAAUAUUGUGCUGUGAACAGCGCAGAGUAUAUCUGUGCAUUUAUUUUCGAUAUUCAUCAGAAACACUACCUUUUUAAAUAAGUUACAUUACAUUUUACAAAAUGAUCAUACAAAAAUAGUUAACAUGCCCUUCAAUAUUAAUUACUGCAUCAUGAACUAACAAAGAACAAUAUUUUUAAAGCAUUUAUUAAUCUAGGUUAAUUAAAUAAUUUAAAAACAUUACAUUUUAGUUUAUAAGUAUUAUUGUUCAUUGUUAUUUCAUGUUUAUUACAUAUGAACUCAUUUGAACAGCUUGGAAUGUUACAAAAUGUAUUACUAUAUUAAAAAAAAAAAAAAACUAACAUUAACCAAUAUUAAUGAAUGCAGUUAAAGAAUUGUUUCAUGACAUCUUAGGCAUCAACUAAUGUUAACCAACUGAACCUUAUUGUAAAGUGUUAGUUAACAAUAUUCCAUUUAACUUGCGGUGUUGUAGCUGUGUUUGCAUUGCUUCUAUACAUAGUAUAGCAAAUAAAAUAAACAUGUAAUUUAAUUAUGUUAUGUUUCAAGAGUACAUGUGUUUAUGUUUUUAUGAUCAGUGGGCUCUAAACUACUCACAUGAAUACAUGCUAGUUUAUUUCUGUCCUUUUCUAAGAAUCACAGCUGGGAUCAUUUGUAAUGAACUACAUCCACUGUGUAUACUGUGUAAAAAUAGAAGAAACCUAUUAAACUUAUACAAGAACCGUAACAGCAAUUCAACUGAUACAAUGUCCUAU